UUCCACACAUAUCCUCAACCUUCAGCCCUGAGAGAACGAAAGAAAACACUUUUAAAGUAAUAGGUAAACAAUGUCUGUAUCCACACUAGAGAUGGACAAGAAAUGGUCACUCUCUAGCCACCAUUCAGACAUCAACGAGCGAACAUUCUUCGAGAAAAAGGCUAAAAACAUGGCUGACGAGUUUCCCGGCGCUGUAAAAAUGAUAGGCGCGGACUUCACAAACAGGGAUGAGUCUAGUCAUAAGAGGAAACAUGAAGAUUCAGAUGCAAAUGAUGAACUAAAUACGAUUAAAAGACGACAUCGAACGACGUUUUCCAAAGCACAACUCGACGCGCUCGAAGAAGCUUUCGGAAGAUCACAAUACCCCGACAUCUUUACGAGAGAACAACUCGCAAAAAGAAUCAAUCUAAAUGAAGCACGAGUGCAGGUGUGGUUUCAAAAUCGACGAGCGAAACAUCGAAAACAAGAACGUCAAAAUCCCCGCGUUCCAUUUCCAUUCCACUCCGGAAUUUUCUACCCCAACGAAACAGCGUACCCGCCUCUGAUUCCAGCAUAUUAUCCAGUGCCUCCAACAACGUGCCAGAUAAGUUCACUCCCCGGCGUCAAAUCAUUACCCGACAGUCUGCGCUCAAUCACCAACCCUGUGCGGUCACCCUGUGGUACGUGUGCACCGGGGAGUUUUUGCUGUGAGACUGGGACGAGACGGAAAAUGUGGAGCCCACCAUUAACAAGAAGAUCUAUAUCUCCAUUAAAGAGUUACAUACAUGAUAAACCAGAAUAUCUCGAGCGAGAACCUUGGUCUAGCAAGAGCCUUGCACUUUUGAGAAUGAGAGCUCAAACCUACAGCCGGGGCUAUGGCGGCAUUCCCAAUUGCCAUUCUUGAUAACACAUUUUCGUCAUAAGACAAAACUGUAAUCAUUAGUAGGCAUUUAUCUUGCCUACUUCUAAGCUCAAUAACCCGUGUAGCUCCGUUGCCUUUCUUUCUCCCGAGCGGACAUGGGUGAUAAGGAGUAGUUCAUAUGUUUUAAGAAAUUCUGAAAUAGUACCAUCUGAAGAAAAAAUGCGAGGCUGCAAAAGGUAUUACAAUGUACAUAAUAUAUGAUUAAUGUCCUGUAAAUCUAAUACAAAGGUGACAAACUGAGUUUGCUUUUUUUUGCUUGAUAAUUUUUUACUAGACUAAGCUUGAUUCAAGAGCAUAUAUUUAUCAAUCAGAAAGAAGAAAGAAAAAACAAAGCGCAAAGACAAGAUUUAUUCGUAGAGUUAUCUUUAAAAAUCUGAAGGGGAAAAUUUGUAAAAUUUAGCUGCAAAAUCUUGUCAACGAUUUGUAAUGUGAUUCAGAAAUUCUCGUUUUCUAAACUAGUCUCCCCCACAGACGCUUUCAGUGUCGUCACGCAAAGCGUUACGUGACGACACUGAAAGCGGCUGUGGGGGAGACUACUUCUAAACCGGUCUUAAACUAGAAUUUCCUGAUCCUUCGAGCAACAAGAAAAUCGCGUUUACUACUUUUGUAUAAGAGAUGUUUCAAAAUAAAACAAAUAUUUCCAUAAGUAAAUAAAUGACUCAAACAUUUUAACAGAAUCAAAUAUAUAGUGUUUACUAAAUAAACCACAAAUUUUAUAUCCC
Messenger RNA from Actinia tenebrosa (Australian red waratah sea anemone), 1623 nucleotides. RefSeq lists its product as uncharacterized. NCBI's taxonomy places the organism in Eukaryota, Metazoa, Cnidaria, Anthozoa, Actiniaria, Actiniidae. The record is from RefSeq and is a predicted model, not a curated record. Gene Ontology annotation, molecular function: RNA polymerase II transcription regulatory region sequence-specific DNA binding; DNA-binding transcription factor activity, RNA polymerase II-specific. Gene Ontology annotation, biological process: regulation of transcription by RNA polymerase II.